Messenger RNA from Penicillium egyptiacum, 4272 nucleotides. The record is from the annotation of a GenBank genome assembly. Lineage: Eukaryota; Fungi; Ascomycota; Eurotiomycetes; Eurotiales; Aspergillaceae.
AUGAUCAAACGAAAACCCCAGGACCUGCAGGUCCCAGUGCCAAACUUCCCAUUAUCUUCGCCGAUCACCGAAGAGAUCUCAAGUCCGUCGUGCUCUUCAGAAGAUCAGGAAGAACGAGACCGACCCUUUGCAUUUCUAUCCAAGGCAACGCGACAAAAGCUCGAGGCGAAGACCGCCAAAGAUGGGAAUCGUUCGCCCAUUUCCACCCGCGAAGCCUCGAGAUUUAACAUCCGCAUCAACAAGAAGCGUAAGAGCGUCGGGAAACCAGUCGGCCUGAACCUCGUUACGGAUUUCACCUUAGCGCCGGCGCCGAGGAAACAGUCGAUUCCCGCAGAGACAAAUGCGGCUGCACCAUUCGUCGAUCUGAAUGAUCUCAAGCUCCUCUCGAAAGUCCGAGAGAAGGAACGCUCGACUCAGAAAUCAAAGGAUAUAUUCAAGAAGCGGGUUUCACGCGGAUUCCAGCGGCUACCUGAGACGGUGCCGAGUCAGAACCACAGCCAGAAUGGAACCGGAACCUCGUUUCUUACCGCCAGAGAUGAAGAUCCGUUCCACGACAAACACGAGAAUGCGAUCUCGCCAUCAGACCGCCAUGUCAUGAUCGGACUUACUGUGCCUCGCAGCGAGUCAGUAGAAAGAUCACAAGAGGUUGACGGCGCAGGUACGCCGCUCACACCAUCCAUUAUCGUCACGCCAGCAAAAGGAGACGCACCAUGGAACGCACACUCAAACUCGAGCACUGAGAUGCUCCGACCAAGAGCAACAUCAAGUAUCUACUCGCAGCCAACGCCCCGCCUCUGGCAAUAUGAAACAGAUGUACCACCCGUGCCAGCCAUUCCCAUACAGCACUCAGCUGCUAUCAAAGCUCCAGCGUCAGAGACUGGAUACAAGAACCCACUAGGCGUAGAAAGGAACGCGCGCGCCUUCUCGACAGCUUCAAUCUGGGAAGACGACAGUCCACCCCGGACACCAGAGGCAGUGCGCCCAAUCCCAAAGGGCCAGCAACAGGGCCGUCUCAGCGUGAACACCCAACCAGACGCAGACAGACCCCAUUCACAAGGCUGGUGGACGUACCUCCUCUCCCCGCUCCUGAAUCGAUCUAUAAAAUCCCCACUGAGCCCAUCCUUCCCGCAAGAAUCACCAUCGACCCCAUCGACAACAACAACCACACGCGCGCAGCCAAAAGAAUGGAUACGGCGCGAGAAAGAGAUAUCGUGUUUUUCGCCAGAUACACCAGAAACAGCCGCCCCAAUUGGCGAGAAGGCAUUUUCAUUCGAACAAGACCAAUACCAAGGCCCCGAACGCCAUCAAUCCCCGCCACCCGCAUACGUCUCAAACGUCUCAAGUAGACAGAAUACCAUGUCCUUCAUGUCCAGUAAUAACCAGACAAUCCAAGGCGAAGCAGCUGAGUAUUAUCAAGCCUGCGCGCACGAGUUAUUCAGCAAGACGCCGUACUUCGAGUGCAUCAACCACGUCUGCUCGAUUACGCCUGCCAACCCGGUUGCUGUACCAGCAGGAGCCAUAAAUGCAACUGAAGGUGAUACUCGGGGACCCGCGCUUGUUGCGGUUGACGAGCCUGGGGCAUCUGGUCUCGAAGGGAAAGGCGAAAAUGGAACCCAGACCCCGGUUCCGUCGACGUCGACUAAGAAUGCUGGUCUGCUUAUUGAUAUCGACUCCCCUCGUCCGCAGACGAAGGGGACCAUUCCGGCUGGGUAUGCUGUUCGUGCGAAGGAGGUGCAGGUGUUGUCGCCUGGGUCCGAGUUUAGUUCUCAUACGUGGGAUUCGUCCGUUGUUGAUGAGGAUGAAAAGGGUUCGGUGUCGGCGCACGGGACUAGGGGGCUUGUUUCUGAGUCUCGGUCUCAGCGCGCUGCUUCGCCUCCUGCUCCUUCCCCUGCUUCUGUUCCUGUUGCUGCGCCGCCUGUGGAGGCGCUCGAUAGGUCUGCGCCUGCGCCUGCUCCUAUUUCUAUGCCUGAGCCAACUCCCGCUCCUGCUCCGCAGAUAAUCACGAAUAUCUCGCCCCCGGUUACUAAUUUUCAUUACACUUCGCCUCCACAGCAGCCUCUGCAACCAACGGUGCAGUAUGUGCCCGUAUUCACUUCGCAGCCUGUACAACCAACGGAGCCUAUAUUGCCACAGCCGCAAAAGCAGGAACUCUCGCGAGGAAUCUCGGACCCGCCGAUGAUCCAGCCAGCCCCUCAAAUAGCAACGCCAAGGUCAGAAUGGCCAUGGGGAAAGCGAGAACAACCACAAGAGCAACCCAAGGUUCAACAGCCAGCUAGCCAAGAACACGUCUCCGGGUUCGAAUGGGCGUAUUCUCCACAAGGGGGACCACAAGAACUUCCUGUUACACAAUCAUCGCCUCAAGAAUCGCAGGUGGCCUCUGGGCAGGCUCCUCCCCAGUCACGGCAGCCAACUUAUGGGCGUGCAAAACAGCCUCAGGUGCCGCUUGUUAUCCAGGGAAGGCAAUCUGGAUCUGGGUGGCCAUUUGGUCUAAACGCCCAUCCUCACUCGAAUGCACCCCCUGUGCCGCCUUUGCCACAAACCCAGCCGACUGGAUUGGAGGUUCAGCCUCAGCAAGAACAAUUCCAGGCGUCCGUGACUCAGGAUCGGCAGCCUAGAUCAGAAGAGCUGCAGGCAGAACAAGGAUUGUCUCGAGGUCAAGGGCCUGAACUUGCGCCUCAUGGACGUCUACAACCUUCUGAGCCUAUCUCUCCGGGUUUCCAGCGCGCAGCUGGUGGACCUGGCUCAAUCCCAAUGUCAGAUAUGCAGGCACCGGCUCCUGCGUACACGCAAUUUCCUCGAGAUCCUCCUCUCCCGCCUCGCUAUGAUACGCAGCCACGUUACACUCACGACCCUACAGCUGGAGUUUCGAGCGUCAACCCAAGCGGCGCGAUAGGACCUCAUGAGACCCGACGCCGCAGACUGGAAAAGGAAGAAUCCACUGGCCGAAGGGUUUGCAAUCUCUGGCGUGGCCGGGGACCAUUCAGCAAGAAGAGCGGACGUCCAGGUCGCGAGGGUCGUACUCGACGGAGAUGGUAUUUUGUGAUCUGCGUUUUCUUCUUCAUCAUCGUGAUCCUAGCCACUAUCCUCGCGAUCACAUUGACAAGGAAGGGAGACGAGACUCCUGUUCAAUCGCGGUGGUUGAACCUCACAGGCUAUCCACCCAUGCCGACUGGAAUUGCAACACUCGCUGGCACGCAGCCGCAGCUAGAAAAAUCAACUUGUAUCACCCCUUCUUCAAUGUGGAGUUGUGCUUUGCCCAAGGACCAGCAGGAUGCCAAUGAGCCAUACGAUGCGAACCAGCCCAAUUUCCGUGUUUCCAUCCGCUUUCGCAAUGGCACAUAUGACAACAGCACUGCUGUGGGCUCGAAUCUACGUAUAAGGAGCGACGACCUUUUCAACCCAUCGCCCGAAGCCCCAAGCGAUGCGGAGCGGGGCUUCCUCGGCCAAUACACAGACAACAACACCGCACCCUACGCCGGCGAAGAAACACCCUUCUACAUGUCCAUCCUCUCACCAGUCUCCCUCUCCUCAGCAAGCAUCUACCGCCGCUUCGACACCCCCAACGGCACUGCAUACCCCAACAUCUCAUCAAUAAUCCCCGCGCCAGAAGAAAAUGUAGACGGGACUCCAUCCGCAGCAAUGCUCUAUCCCCUUCCCUCAUCACAACCAAUCCGCCUGUACAACCGCGGCAUGGCAACCGAGCACUACGGCUUCUACAGCUACUUCGACAAAUCCAUAUUCCUGACCUCUCAAAUCAAACCCUCACCUGCCGACACAAACGGUGGGACCUCAAAAGCCAACGCACACUACCGCUGCACAUGGUCCCAGACCCGUCUCCUCGUCCAAAUCUGGACCCAACCCGACAAAAUCGGCCGCCGCCUCCUCCCUCAAUCCAAUAACACAGCAACAAGUACCGCCUCAUCCGCAACACCAACAUCAACAAAUAACCCUACAUCUUCUUCCUCCGCAACAGACUUUUCCCGUCCAGGCUCGUUCCCGUACCCGGUGACGAUAACAGUGGACCGCCACGGCGGCGCAGAGAAAAAGAAAAUGGUCUACUGCUACCCGAUCGAAGACGACGGCCAUUAUAAUAUCACGGCUGCGCAGCUGCAGCUCGAGGACCGCGCUGUUGGGGGUGAACUUGUUAAUCCGGCUGCGGGGCUUUUUAAGCUUGGUGAGACGAUGAAUGCUACGGUCGAGGAGGCGGGUGGUGUUGAUGGUGGUUCUGGGGGGUGUGGGUGUCAGUGGACGAAUUGGAUUUCGAGUGUGUAG